AUGGCGACGACAAGGACGCUGCAUCUACGCCGCAUCUCUGCCCGUGCGGCCGUUUUUCUCGGUCUGUUGAGCGUGUUGACGACGGGAAGCUGCGAUGAGCAGGUCCCACUUCUUCUGUGGAGCAGCGAAGGGAUCUCCCUCCCACGUCAGUCUCCUCCUGCGGCGGGUCACAUCGUGGAGCAGCAGCAGCUGGCCUCGUACCUGGAGAAAGCUCUGAACGCGGGCCCGAAAAAUGUCCUGCUGUUCCUGCAGGACAAGAUGAGCAUCGAGGACUUCACCAUGUAUGGAGGCGCUUUUGGAAACAAGCAGGACAGUGUUUUCCCCAACCUCGAGGGGGCUCUGAUGUCCUCGUCCUCUCCUUUGGUGUUACCUGCCGUGUCCUGGCCUGCCUCCAAUGCAGUGAUUGGCCAGCUGCAGGACCAGUUAGACACCUCCCCUCUGUACAUGGAUCCUGAGACACUAAGUCAGCUGAGACUGAACGCCUCCUCGCCCGCCCUGCUGGUGUUCAGGCUGCCGUACGGCAUCGGGGCUGAUCUGAUGUCUGCGAAAGAGAUUCUCAGUGGAAACGAUGAGGUGAUCGGUCAGGUGUUGAGCACCAUGAAGGCCCAGUCUGUCCCGUACACAGCCGUUUACACAGCCCUGCGGCCCUCCAGGGAGGCUGCGUCUCUCUCUAUGGAAGCAGGCCUGGGUGGAGGACGCUCUCUCCUGCAGUCCAGAGGUGGAUACAAGGAGAGAGAGCGGGAAAGGGAGAGGCAGCGUAGGAUCAAGGAGAAGGCUGGGAUCUACAGUCCAGUGGAGUUUAAGGAGGGCGAAGACACCUGCAUCCUCCUGUGGGCAAAGAGCCUGUCAGUGAGCAUCCUGCGGAGCGGUCGCUGGGAAGUCCAAGACCUGACCCCGUCCACCUUCGGUGUCACCCCGAGCCUCCACGGCUCGAGCUGCAACAAAGCCAAAUCCAGGUUGGUUCUUAAUUAUGAGAAAGUCCUCGGUCACAACAGCUUCAAACUGAUCUUCGCUAUGAGCCAGCGUCACUACAGGGUGUCUGCACGCCGCUGGUUCACUCUGGACAGCGUGGAGCUGGAGUACGACGAGAUCACGGCCACGUUCAACGGCAGCAGGAACAUUUACGCCCCCGCCGAGUACUCGUACCGCUGCGAGUCCGUCACCAGCUUCCGUUGGCCCCUGCUCAUCCCGCGCUCAUCUCGAGAUCCGGCCAAUCAGUGGAGGGUCUCUUUUGAAGACUUUCAGAUCCAGGGCUUUAACGUGAGCGGCAGCGAGUUCUCGUACGCCAGUGACUGCGCGGGGUUCUUCUCUCCUGGGAUCUGGAUGGGUCUGAUGACGAGUCUUCUCAUGGUCCUCGUGCUCACCUACGGCCUGCACAUGAUCAUGCAGCUCCACACGAUGGACCGCUUCGAUGACCCCAAGGGCCCGGCUAUCUCUGUGCCCCAAACAGAGUGACGAGUCAGUUCACCCCAUUUCUGUCCCUCAAAUGCUUCCACCCCCAGCCUUUACAUUCCACCCUGUUCAUCUGUAGUUGGGCAUUACACAGACUAAUUAGUGGUGUUGUCACUGCAUCCUGAGACUGAACAAUCUAGUUUUCAGGUAGUUUGUGCCUCUUAUGUAUUAGCAUUACAUCCAUUACCCAGAGAAACCCCCCCGCAAGGUGGUUUAACAACACUUCAGCUGUUCUGAAGCUGUUUCCAGAAGUCUCAAACCUAAAAUAUUUGUCUGCUGCAUGAAGAGAUUUUCAGUUCAAUUUCAGUUCCACGGAUGGUCGGAUAACGGUCGGGAAAAUCCUGAUUUUUAGAAAUUGCAUCAUAUUUUGGAAAUUUCCACAAUGUUUUACAAUUGAAUCUGUUUUUAAUGUCAGCUUCGAUGAUUCUGUCCAUGUUCAGAAUCACAGGGCCCCCUCAGGAGAUGGUAGAGACCAAAAACAGAGCUAAAAGUCAAUAUUUGACAUGCAAAAAAAAGUUAUUGCAGGCUUAGUUUAUACAGGAAGUUAGAUUCUCUACACAUUUUGUGUGCAAGUAUUUUAUUUAUUAUGAUUGUUAAAGGUUGUCUUCUUUAAAGGUAAAGUUGCAGCAUUUUAUUUAGUACUUUUUACAUGCAGUUACAUGUUGAACCUGUCCACGUGUGGAGUUGGCCCUGGUCGCUCUGCUGGGUUUUGCAUUGUUAAAUCAGGCUCAGAGAUGCUGAUACAUCAGAGGUACAAACAUGGGCUAGUUUUCUGGCUGCUGUGGAUAAAUGCCCCCCAUGAAAGGGAUAACUGUACAUGAAGGGACAAAAAAAAUGAAUUAUAAAAUAGUAUUUAUUGGUGAAGGUGAUUGUGUGUGUUUACAGUCGUGUUGUGAGUAGACAGUUGAACUGUAGUUGUUGAAUGGAGGGACGACAGACGAAUCACGUCCACUGUUCUGUUAACUCCAGUAUUCUUCAUCAGUGAGCAAAGGGACGACGUUUCUGAAAAUCUUAACUGAAAACGUGAAAACAUCACAAACAACCAGACACGUCUGACUUGAUGCUGUUUAUUGUGAAUGAUCCUCGCGGUUCGUCUGUUUUGAACAAUAUUCCUUUCCUCUCAUCAUUAACUUGAAAACUGUAUUUAUUGCACAGAAACACUUAAUGUGAACCUUUUGUUUAAUUUAUUUUGUUUUGAUGAUUCGUAAUUAUCAAUGAUGUCGUGCUGCUGAUGUGACCCCAAUAAAACAUCUGU
Messenger RNA from Chelmon rostratus (copperband butterflyfish), 2707 nucleotides. It is a transcript of the gene atp6ap1a, whose product is annotated as ATPase H+ transporting accessory protein 1a. NCBI's taxonomy places the organism in Eukaryota, Metazoa, Chordata, Actinopteri, Chaetodontiformes, Chaetodontidae. The coding region runs from base 1 to 1455 and encodes 484 amino acids. Gene Ontology annotation, cellular component: proton-transporting V-type ATPase complex. The record is from RefSeq and is a predicted model, not a curated record. The transcript is spliced from 11 exons.